Messenger RNA from Salmo salar (Atlantic salmon), 3393 nucleotides. The record is from RefSeq and is a predicted model, not a curated record. NCBI's taxonomy places the organism in Eukaryota, Metazoa, Chordata, Actinopteri, Salmoniformes, Salmonidae.
UCUCUCUCUCUCUCUCUCUCACACACACACAUGCACAAAGACAGCCUCUGGAUCCUGGCGCACGCUGGAGCAGAGGAAUCAGAAACAUAGCGACACAGAAGGGCUAGCAGGCAGACAGGCAGGUGGAAACACUAUCCCUUUGACUGGACUGGGAGAGACUGUACUGGGGGAGGCUAACCUCGUCAUGGCAACAAACCGACCUCUCUAAGGAUUAAACUUCUCUUCCUCCGAAGGACUUCAUCUUCCUUCAUCCUCUCCUCAUUCAUUUUUCACCAUCCUUUUUCUACUAUCGUUCCUUUUUACAUUUGAUUGGUUGUUGCUACCGGCAGGAGAUCGAUGUGAGGAUUAUACCAACAGUUCUCUCUCCGUUUCUUUAUAUUAGGAUAGAUUUUUUUGGCCGUUUUGGUUUGGGCGUUGGGGUUGGUGGUGGGUGGCUGGUAUUUUGGAAGGGCUGAGUAUCUAUUCCUUGCCCCUCUCCCCAGGAGGAGGCUGGCAUCGGGGCGUCCUGAUGCCAGAGCCCGUCUAGAGAGGGUGGACGCGGGACGCUCCGACAUGCCCCACCCCCUUCACUCUGCCGGGCCCCCUGAUUGGCGGAGCCAGGGGAGGACCUCGCACACAACCACACCAACCAGACCUGUUCUGCUGUGUCUCCUGUGUGUCCUGUCUUCCCUGGUGGAUCUAACCACCGCCUGUCCUGCGACCUGCCUCUGCAACGCCACCGACGUAGACUGCAGUGGGCGCGGCCUGCUCUCCAUGCCCGCCCUCACCCAUCUCCCCGUCACCGCCCGCACCCUCCUGCUGCCCAACAACCACCUCUCCUCCCUGGGUCCAGGGUCCUUCGCUAACCUCACCUCCCUGGAGCGACUGGAUCUCUCCAACAACUACCUGGAUGAUUUACCCCCAGUGCUCUUCAAGGACCUGGGGAAUCUAUCAGAUCUGACCCUCCACAACAACAGUCUUAGGGCCUUGAAUAGGGAUCUCUUCCAGGGGCUGGUGGGGCUGAGGAAGCUAGAUGUCUCCCUCAACGGGCUGUCUGAUAUCCCCUUGGGUCUGCUGGAUGAGCUGCAGGGGCUGACGUGGCUCUCCGUGGCAGGGAACAGGCUCCAUGCCCUGGAGAGAGCAGCCUUCGAGCCCCUGGCUAACCUCCAGUAUCUUCAGCUAGGGGCUAACCCCUGGGAGUGUGACUGCAACCUGAGGGACUUCAAGCACUGGAUGGAGUGGCUGCUGUACAGAGGUGGUAAGGUAGAUGGGGUGGAGUGUACCCUCCCUAAGGACCUGCGAGGGCGGGAUAUCCGUGGCGUUCCAGUGGAGAUGUUCAACUACUGCCUCCAACUGGAUGACGAGAACAGGGGAGGAGGGGGGCCGCGGAGCGGAGGAAAAGAAGGUUCAUCCCCGCCCUGCGGCCGAACUACCGGCUCCGGAGGCACCGGCGGAGCCCCCACGUCCGAAGUCCCCGCUGCGGGCGACCUGGUGCCCGUCCCGGACUGUGUGCGGCGGCGCUACCAGCCGGUGAGCGUGCGGAGGGCCAUCGGGACGGUGGUGAUAGCCGGGGUGGUGUGUGGUAUCGUGUGUAUCAUGAUGGUGGGGGCAGCGGCCUACGGAUGUAUCUAUGCCUCGCUCAUGGCCAAGUAUCAACGAGAGCUGAAGAAGAGGCAGCCGCUGAUGGGAGACGGGGAGGGGGACGCAGAGCCUGAGGACAAGCAGAUCUCCUCUGUGGCAUAGAGGGGUCAGGGGUUGGAGGUCAGGGGUCAGGGUUGAAAGGGCUCUAUUCCUCCUCUCCCUCCUUAUUCUUCUCUCUGGAUGCUGUCCUACUGUGCCGCUUCUCCUCCUCCUCCUCCUCCUCCUCCUCCUCUCCCCCUGAAACUAACCAGCUCCUGCUACUGUCUUCUCUAUCUCCACCAAAUGACAAUCACAAUGUGUCCUCUCCUCCACUCUGAACCCUGAUCUCAUUCUGAGAUGAGAUGAGACAGACAUGAACGUGUCAGACCACUAGACAACCGCCUGAUAGUGUGAUCAACAAACUCUGAACCUCCAAUGACCCUUCUCUAUCCCUCAGCCCACAAACCCCACGGCCCCGCAGAAACAAGAACUGGGUCUGGUCUGGCAUGACAUGGUGGAGGGAUGGCCUGAUUCUCUCUGUCCUCUCACUCCUGUCGUUCUCUGAGAUGGAGGGAUGGCCUGGUUCUCUCUGUCCUCUCAAUCCUGUCGUUCUCUGAGAUGGAGGGAUGGCCUGAUUCUCUCUGUCCUCUCAAUCCUGUCGUUCUCUGAGAUGGAGGGAUGGCCUGGUUCUCUCUGUCCUCUCAAUCCUGUCGUUCUCUGAGAUGGAGGGAUGGCCUGAUUCUCUCUGUCCUCUCAAUCCUGUCGUUCUCUGAGAUGGAGGGAUGGCCUGGUUCUCUCUGUCCUCUCCCUCCUGUCGUUCUCUGAGAUGGAGGGAUGGCCUGAUUCUCUCUGUCCUCUCAAUCCUGUCGUUCUCUGAGAUGGAGGGAUGGCCUGGUUCUCUCUGUCCUCUCCCUCCUGUCGUUCUCUGAGAUGGAGGGAUGGCCAGACGCUCAGAGGGAUAUUAAAAAACAAGGGAUUAAAAGAUGCUGCUAUUGUCUUUUAUCCCUCCAGAAGGUUUUAUCCCUCCAUCCCUGUGUUCCCACCAGCUGUAAGAGUACACAACAGUUGUGGGGACUUUUCCUCUUCCUUCCUCCUCCCUUUCAUCCCUCUGUUCCCACCUCCUGGAGGAGUACACACACGCUGUGGGGACUUCUCUCUUCCCUCUCUGUGUAAUCUCUAUGGAUGGACAUCAACCUCUCCUACGAACUAGCAGGAUCUUCCCCCAGCCCUGAAUUGGCUGGACAACCAGAGUGUAUAUGAUUCUAUACUGCUCUAUGGUUUAGAUGAUUUAAUAUAGCCUCUAUUACAUGCAGUGACCCAACUCCUGGUUUUUGACAAACAUUCAUUUGGUCCCGUGUCAGUUUUUCAUUUGGUUUUGUUGGUUUUGUUUGCGUGAUAACCUGAUCUCCUGUAACGUUUUAGAGCUUGUUAGAUUUGCUCCGACAAAACCCUACAGGUAUACAGUCUUGCUAGCGAUGUUGGUAAAAAAGGUAACUACCAAGUGAAUCCAGUUGUGUUGUUGUUAAAUGGGUAAUAACCCACGUACAGUACAGUACCACAGUUCUCUGUGAAGUGGAAUGAGACCCUGGACCACUACCCAGGAUUCCAUAGUAGCUUGGGAGGCGUGUCUUGAUAACAGAUCUUAAUAUGAUGGUAGAUAAACAGGCUGAUGCUGAUGAAAGAGAACUAGAGACAGAUGAAAUGGGAUGUAUGGGAUGAAAUGGGAUGUAUGGGAUGAAAUGGGAUGUAUGGGAUGAAAUGGGAUGUAUGUGAUGAAAUGGGAUGUAUGGGAUG